AAGAGGGAGAACGCGAGCGAGCGGCAGUCUCGAGAGCUCGCUCGACUUCAGUCGGUGAAGACUGCGCGAACGGUGGAUAUACAAGUGUGUAGAAUAUACAAAAGUAUAGAGCGCGCGAAAGCGAUUCGAAAGUGCGCGCACAGAACCAUAGGAGAUCGGCCAGCGCGAUAGGAGGAGGAUGGGCAUUGGUGAUCGGCGGCCUGCUCCGGAGGAUGCUGCUGUCGCUCGUCGGCAGACUGCUGCUGCUCUGGGCGGCGAUCGGCCUCCAGGCGGUCCGGACCGAGACGCCCGACUGCGAGCUUCUCGGAGGACCGGCCGCCCGGGAACUGUCCUGUCGGGCUGCCGGCAUCGAGGCGCUCGACCGGCUGCCCGAGCUGGCCAAUCUCACCAGGAUAGAUCUGACGAGCAACAAUCUAACGAACAUUCCAGCACGCGGCUUCCGACGCUACCCCCAUCUCGAGAUUCUGUUACUGCGCCGCAACCGCAUCGAGCGCAUCGACCCAGAGGCGUUCGACAACAUGACGAGUCUCGCGCUCCUAGAGUUGGACGAUAACAAGUUGACGGAAUUCCCGAGGGCCCUGGCCAGGAUGAGCAGCCUGGAGGAACUAUCGCUGUCGAACAACAGGAUCCGUCUGAUCGAGGCCGACAGCCUGAGGGACGCGAAGAACCUGCUGUCGCUGGACCUGCGCGGCAACCCGAUAAGCGAGGUGCAGCCUGCCGCGUUCCAGCAUCUCUCGCGGCUCCGCAAGCUCAUCCUGUCGAACCUGAAGGAGCUGAGCGAGUUCCCGUCGCUGGAGGGCUGCCGCUCCCUCGAGUUCCUCCGGCUGGACCGGGCGCGCAUCGAGCGAGUGCCCGAUGAGCUCUGCCGACAAGCGCCCAAGCUCAAGAGCCUAGAUCUCAAGUCCAACCGACUGAGCGCCGUGCCCAAUCUUAAAGGCUGCCGCGAUCUUCGGGUUUUAGACCUCGCGAGCAACCUCAUUUCCUCGCUCGAGGGCAAGCCGUUCGAGGGUCUGGGGGCGCUGCACGACCUGCUCAUACCGAACAACCUGCUGGAGAGCGUGCCCCAGGACGCCUUCACCGGCCUGACCAAGCUCCAAGUGCUUGACCUGGAGAGCAACGGCAUCGACUUUGUCCACCCGGACGCGUUCGAGGAGAUAAAGCAGCUCGAGGACCUGAACCUGGGGAACAAUAUCUUCCCGAGCCUGCCGAUCAAGGGGCUCUCGGGCCUGCUCCACCUCAAGACCUUCAACAACCCGGCCCUCAGGGAGUUCCCGGCGCCGGAGCUCUUCCCGCGCGUCCGCACGAUGGUCCUCUCCUACGCGUACCACUGCUGCUCGUUCGUCAGCGCCGAGGAGCUCGAGGCCGGAGUCUCGGGGGCCUCCGAGGCGGCGGCCGGCGAGGAGCUGCUGCAGGAGUCGGUCCUCUUUCCCACGGAUAACGACUUCGACAUGAGCCUCUGGAACCAGAGCCUCACCGACAUCUGGCCGCAGCUGCAUAACUUGAGCGAGAAAUUCGGAUCGAAAAUAAAUGAACUUUGGGAUAACUUUGGUACAGAUUUCACGUACCCGGGCAAUUUGCCCGCCUACGUCGAGGAGUACUUCGAGGAGCAAGAGGGCCGGAGCCCGAGGCCGGCGACGCAGCCGGCGCGCAUCCAGUGCCUUCCGCAGCCCGGUCCGUUCCUGCCAUGCCGCGACCUCUUCGACUGGUGGACGCUGCGCUGCGGCGUCUGGCUCGUCUUCCUGCUGGCCAUGCUGGGCAACGGCAGCGUCGUCUUCGUCCUCGUCUUCUCGCGCAGCAAGAUGGACGUGCCGCGCUUCCUCGUCUGCAACCUCGCCGCCGCCGACUUCUUCAUGGGCCUCUACCUCGGCAUGCUGGCCGUGGUCGACGCCUCGACGCUCGGCGAGUUCCGCAAGUACGCGAUCCCCUGGCAGAUGUCGGCGGGCUGCCAGCUGGCCGGCUUCCUCGGCGUCCUCAGCUCGGAGCUCUCGGUCUACACGCUGGCCGUGAUCACCCUCGAGCGGAACUACGCCAUCACGCACGCGAUGCACCUGAACAAGCGGCUCUCGCUCAAGCACGCCGGCUACAUCAUGAGCGCCGGCUGGACCUUCGCCCUGGGCAUGGCGGCGCUGCCGCUCCUCGGCGUCUCGGACUACCGCAAGUUCGCCAUCUGCCUGCCAUUCGAGACGAGCGGCCCCGCGGCCAUGGCCUACGUCGUCUUCCUCGUGCUCGUCAACGGCCUGGCCUUCCUCAUCCUGAUGGGCUGCUACCUCAAGAUGUACUGCGCCAUCCGGGGCUCCCAGGCCUGGAACUCGAACGACUCGAGGAUCGCCAAGCGCAUGGCGCUCCUCGUCUUGACGGACUUGCUCUGCUGGUCGCCCAUCGCCUUCUUCUCGCUGACCGCCACCUUCGGCCUGCAGCUGGUCAGCCUCGAGCAGGCCAAGGUCUUUGCGGUGUUCGUGCUGCCGCUCAACUCCUGCUGCAACCCCUUCCUCUACGCCAUCCUGACCAAGCAGUUCAAGAAGGACUGCGUGCUCAUCUGCAAGGCCAUCGAGGAGUCCCGGGUGACCCGGAGCAUCGGCCGCUGCCGGCACAGCUCCAACUUUAGCAACCGGCUGAGCCCCGCCAACACCAACAGCCUCGUCGACCGGUCCGCCGGCUCGCGCGACCUCAACCUCCUCCAGCAUCCGCACCAGCCGCAGGUGAACGCUUACCAGCAGCAGCAGGCCACCUGCGUCUGCGGCAACAGCGCCCGGCUGAUCCUGGAGCGCGGCCAGUCGGCCAGCUCGACGACGACGGCGGCGGUGCGCUGGUGGCAGGCCAACAUCAGCUGGCCCUGCUCCAAGAGCCAGCGGCAGCGGCGCAACCUCGCCGGCGACCCCUACGCCUACCGCAUCGCCGCCGAGAUCCAGCAGAAGCAGCACAAGCGAGCCUCCUCCAUGUCCUCCAGCGAGAACUACUCCUCCUCGCGCUCCGACUCCUGGAGGCAGCAUCAUCGCUGCGGCAUUCCCCUCAGGCUGCUCGACCCGAAGCGCCGCACCUCCUCCUGGCUGAUCAGCCGCAAGCCGUCCCAGGACUCGAACCUCAGCUCCUCGCGCAACGACUCCUCGGGCUCGGGCAACACCGCCAGCACCAGCACCUGGCGCGUGACGCGCUCGAGCAGCUCCCUCGACAGAGCCAAGCCCCGGCUGACCCGGCAGAUGGCCUUCCAGGAGCCCGACUCCCCGGGCUCGCCCGGCAGACUGGCCGUCCGACUCCUGGCCACCAUACCCUCCGCCGCGGAGAUGAGCGAGCAGUGCGACGAGGAGAGCUCCGCUCUGGCCGAGAAGGAGGAGGAGCAGCCGGACGCCGACGACGACGAGGACGACGGAGAGGCGGUGAAGAUCCGGAUCAAGGACAGCGACGAGUCCUAGCUCCGCGCCGACGCUUUCUUACAGCUCAAAUUUACGGGCAGAAAAUAGCGAUGAAAAAUGAACGCAGAAUGAACGGAGGAGCUUUUUUCGAGCUCAAAACGAGCUGACACUCGUUACUGAGCUUCGUCAUUGCUUCCCCUAAUCUCACGAUUUAUUUUCUUUACAGUGUACUCCACACUCGUUACGAUAGAUUCUUCAUCGGUAAAAGCUCGCGUUCGUUGAGGACGAACGCGAAUCUGGGACGCGAGGCCUCGAGCACGCGCAGCCUCGGCGAUAGCUACUCGAACUGCCUUUUCGAUGUGCGACCGUGUCCCCGAGAAUUUUCACGACUAACUUUGACUGAAUUUUUAGCGGACAAGGCAAGCUCUGCUGGAGCGACUACCAAAGAGGGAUAACGGAUUCCUGUCUCUGUGUGUGUGUGUGUGUGUGAUUCUAAGUCAAGAAUGGACAGUUUCGACGCUUGGUUUUGGACUCGAGGACAUCAUAAUUCAUUCAAAACAACCGGAAGAUUCCUAUUUUACGCAGCAUUUAACGAUUUUUUUUUUUUUUUUUUUUUAUACUUCGUCCGACAACCUGGUGUUCCGUUUGUAUAAAGUACAAAGUAAGAAGAAGGGCGGCUUCUCUGUACAUAUAGGUAUAUACGUCUAACAAUACUCCAAUAUACGAAUGUUCGCAGUAAUUUAUUGUAAACUUCAUAUUCGCAAGGUUCGCAAGACGCAAGCGAGAGCUUCGGUAUAUUUUGCUCUCAACUAUAAGACUGAAAAGCACGUUAGGGUCUUCGGCAUAUAAGCGAGAGUGAGUUCAACGACGCGAUGUGUAUAGCAGCAUUCCAGAACUCGAUUCUAUCUCAACAAUAUAUAAGUUUUAAUUAACGGAGAAAAAAGUUUCGACGCGUAUAUACAUCGUCUCGUGAAAAUACUUUUUUACGAGUAGAGUAAAAAAAGCACUGCCUCGCGAGAUAAACAAAAGUGCCGCAGCGCAACGUAAACCCCUAGGCUCUUACAGAUUGUCCUUCUAGAUAUAGUUCACCCUUUCUAAACAACGAAUCUCAUAUGCUAUUGUAAUAUUACGUAAUCUCUUGACCAAAUAAUCUGUAUUCAAGGCUAUACUAUUCCCCUCCUUCAGUCGCCACUUACUCACUUACACCUGAGACGACCUUCUCCAGCGUAUAUUCUCUAUUCUAAAUGUAUUAUGUAGCCCAUGAAGAAUUGUACACUUUGUGUGAUAUAUGGCUAUUUAUUAUACGCAUGUUUUACAAGAGCGACGCUUAUGUAAAAAAGCCGAUCGCUUUUGGCACACACUGCAAUUUGGAAAGUAUGCCUUGCGUGCGCGUACAACAGAAGCGAUCGGCUCUUCGAACACGACAAUUACAAUCGACGGUAGUAUAUUUGUACAAUAUAUUUGUAUUCGAUAAGAGGCGUGGACGUAUGCGCGUGUGACUGUACAUGCAUAUAAAACGUGCGUGAAAGAGGCGGAUAUGGGCGGGAGCCUUGGGAGCGGCGCUGGAUAUUUUGAAAUCUUCGAAACGCGCGAAAAUGAUCAAGUGCCAAAAAAGUAGGGCAGUGCCGCCGUGUAUACACCUACGAUGAAAAAAAGUCUAAUUGGAUUUCAGAUGCGAGUCAGUCACUGCGGUCCUCGGCAAUGAAGUCAUCCGCGGAUGACCGACGCUUUAGUUUCAUGCCAGCUCUUACUCAUGGGCGAAAAGAAAUAAUCUCUCGCAUUCAAAAGGUCGCAGGGCGCUGAUUUAAAAUCUCAUCCCGCCGCCGCCGCCGCCGCCGCCGAGAGAAAAGCGUAAAUCUGCACCUGCGCGACAGAUAUAUGUAUCGGCCGCCACCGUUGCGGUGAAAGUAAGAGGAGAAAGCUCUUUCAUAUAGGUACACCUAUAAGCAAUACGUACACGAGCGAGAGGUUGGAGUCGCGGCCAAAUGUUGCGACGAGGGUUGGAUCGAACACAACGAAUGGAUUUCUCUACAUAUACGCACGACAACGAAUUCAAACUUGACCAUGUAAAUUUUAAUGUUGUUAUUCUUGUCUCGGUGUAAUGUUGCGAGACGUCUUUUACAGACGAAAUAGCUACUUAUACAUUUUAAAGAUUCUACUUUAUAUCCAUAAAUUAUUCGCAUGACGUACGAGGAGAUUGUAAAAUACGGCUGGGUGCGAGUGGUUUGAAAGCAUUUCUAUCGUAAUGUAUACCUACGGAUAUGUAAUUUCUAUUCUAACAUAGUCGUUUUAUAUUUAAUACGAACGAGCAGGUGGAUGUUUAUGAAAAUCUAGUCUCCGUCGCUGCAAGUCCGCGGCACUGAUCAAAAUUGCCUAUCCGCAUUGUUUUCAUUUGAUCGAAAUAAACAGCGACGAGGCUCAACCAAUUAUAGGCGAUCUUCAUUACUUCGCACCAGAGAGCCUAAUCAUCGACAUCGUGCUAUACGUGUGCGUCCCAGUGAUGCAACGUUCUCGUAAUUAUCAGAAUUUUGCGUAAUUUCCCGCGCUACUAUAUUGCGCAAGGACAUGCAGUUCCGCGUUUGGCUUUUGUUGUUGGAGUAUAAGAAGAGAAUAUUGCGGAGCUGAGCUAGAUUCGAAGGAGCGCACUUUAUCUUCGUCGGAAAGUAGACGGAUAAUAAAAUGAACAAGACAAAUUCAA
Nasonia vitripennis (jewel wasp) is the source of this 6048-nucleotide messenger RNA. It is a transcript of the gene rk, whose product is annotated as lutropin-choriogonadotropic hormone receptor. Gene Ontology annotation, cellular component: membrane. The coding region runs from base 213 to 3410 and encodes 1065 amino acids. Gene Ontology annotation, biological process: G protein-coupled receptor signaling pathway. The record is from RefSeq and is a predicted model, not a curated record. The transcript has 13 exons. Lineage: Eukaryota; Metazoa; Arthropoda; Insecta; Hymenoptera; Pteromalidae. Gene Ontology annotation, molecular function: protein binding; G protein-coupled receptor activity; protein-hormone receptor activity.